This is a messenger RNA of Drosophila subobscura, 428 nucleotides long. RefSeq lists its product as uncharacterized. The record is from RefSeq and is a predicted model, not a curated record. The transcript has 2 exons. Bases 12 to 191 code for a protein of 59 amino acids. NCBI's taxonomy places the organism in Eukaryota, Metazoa, Arthropoda, Insecta, Diptera, Drosophilidae.
CCACCGCCAAGAUGCGGACGAUUCGUUUCGCUCCGCUGCUCGCUUGCUUCUUUGUGCUCGGGUGUCUCUCCUCUGUGGCGGCCAGCCCCGCCUGGAGCUUUGACCAAGUCGGCGGCUACUUCAAUGGCAUUUUGCGCUCCGUCUUCGGGCCCCUUUUCGGAUUUGGUAACACCACCACCAACUUUAGAUAGCCUAAGAGUCCUCUUACCGCACCAGACCGAAGGGAACCGGCAGCUUCUCAACAAUAUCCACAACGCAGUCGCUCAGAUUUUUCAGCAGAUAUUGGGCCGCAUAGAAACCGGCGGGUCCGGCACCCACAAUGCAUAUCCGUUUGGUGGGCGUGGUGCUUUGGAUGAUUUGUUGUCUUACGGAACUCGUGUGAAGGCCACGCCUACAGAUAUUCAGUAAAUUAGAGGUCAUGUCUGGUA